AUGGACCAAGGCAAUAUGAACAAGUUCUUCAAUUCGUCGUCUUUUUUUACUCAGACGCCUCAGAAGGACAAACAAGGGCAGUAUGGAUCUACACAACAACCUUCGAUGUUUGGACAGCCUCAGUCUGGAUACGGGGGUAUGCAAAACCCGUUCACACAAGGAUCCUCAAGUGGAGUGAAGAGUGGAGUGUUUGGAAGUUCUGGGCCAACGUCUUUUGGAACUGGAACGCCGUUUGGAGGAGCAGGGGCUGCGCCUAGCACAAACACGGGAAUGUUUGGACAAUCUUUUGGGGGCCAGCAACCAUUAAGCAUGCCGCCAUCGGUUUCAUCGCAACCUCAGUCUUCUAUGUCAAGCAUGCCGCGAUUUGGAUCAUCGAAUGCGUUUGGAGGAGCAAGCAAUAUUUUUGGAUCUACUACAAGCAAUCCAAAUACAAUAGUACCAACCUCGUCUUCAUUUGGCACGCCUAGUACUACGGCAAGUUCAUUUGCACCGCAGCAAAGCGGAAUAUUUGGCCAGAGUUCACAGACACAAGCGCCAGCAUUUUCAAUGGGAAUGCAAUCCAUGGCACAACCUCAACAGACUAGUCCUUGGGGACAGUCUAGCACAGCUUCAAAUCCGUUUGGAACAAACCAAAGUCUUUUUUCGAAUGACAAAGGCACGAGUAUGAGUAUGCCUGGAUAUGGCACAAGCACUGGAACAAGAGAUCAUACAUAUAUGCAGAGAAAGAUACGCGAAGAUAAUGGCGGAGACGUGUCUCUUAUUCAUAUAAAUGGAAAUGAGCAUUACAUGCAUAAAUCUGUUGAAGAGCUAAGAUCUGAAGAUUAUUCGUUGGGCAGAAAGCCAACUGUUGGAGGAGCAUUGACUGAACCUCGUGGAUAUUCUGGAUAUGGAGGCAUGUAUGGAACAGCAAAUAACACUGUAUCAGACAAUCGAGGACAAAUGCCAAGUACUCUUGGGACUGGAGCAACAGGAUCUGGAUUCCAGCCAUUUAUUUCAACACAAAGCACACCGACGCAGAGUAUGCCUGUAUCAGGUACAUCUGUUUUAGGCCAGCAGACAUCAACAUUUGGGUUGGGAAGUUCUGUAUCACAACCUGCAUUUGCUUCUCAGCCAUCGAGUACAGGAUUUUCAUUAUCGCAACAACCAUUACAGACAACAACAUCAACAAAUGAACCUGAAAAUCCUUUCUUGCAAUCCAGAACACAGUCUCAACCAGUAUUUGGAAUUACAGCAUCGAAUAUGCAGACAUCAACUGUGAAUCCAAGCAUGAAUACAUUUGCAUUUACACCAAUGCAACAAACACAGCCGAUGCCUGCACAGCAAAUGUUUGGAACAAUGAACCAAGGCACUCAACCUCAAGUUCAACAAGGAUAUGAGUCUCAAGGGUAUGUGCAACAACAAAAGGCAGACUUUUCUGAUCCGUUCUUGGUGAAAAACAUCAAGUUUGAAAAGGCCGAGAAGGAGCACAUACCACUGAACAAAGUUUUUCCACAGCCGGUGUUUAAGGAGGAUAAAAAGACAUCCCGGAUUUCACUGAGUUUCAGGCCACCCAAGCAGCUAUCAAGGGAGAAUGUGUAUACGAUUCCAUCGAUUGAUGACAUUAAGCACAUGAAGGAAGUACACAAUCUGAUUAUAGGCUUUGAAGACAAAGGUAGAAUUGAGUAUCUUGACACGGUUAAUGCAUCUGAGGUAACGAUGGCAAACAUUCAGUCUAAGGUUUAUUUCUCAAAAGACAGUGUUGUAGUGAAUGAUCCUGUUGGGGUGGGACUGAAUAGAAGAGCAAGGGUGUAUGUUGAAGGAGUGUUUCCAUAUAGCAGGAGUCUUGGAGAUUACAUCCGAGGAGAGCAGAAGCAGUUUCCGUUGAAGGGGAUACAAGAAAGGUUUGUGUAUGGGCUGAAGAGCGAUGCGGUGAGGAAGUUUGUUGGAUACGAGUAUGAAAGAGGAACGUAUGUGUAUGACGUGAACCACUUCUAA
Messenger RNA from Ordospora colligata OC4, 1974 nucleotides. Its product is annotated as nucleoporin autopeptidase domain-containing protein. Gene Ontology annotation, cellular component: nuclear pore. NCBI's taxonomy places the organism in Eukaryota, Fungi, Microsporidia, Ordosporidae. The transcript has a single exon. Bases 1 to 1974 code for a protein of 657 amino acids. Gene Ontology annotation, biological process: nucleocytoplasmic transport. Gene Ontology annotation, molecular function: structural constituent of nuclear pore. The record is from RefSeq and is a predicted model, not a curated record.